This is a messenger RNA of Tarenaya hassleriana, 790 nucleotides long. Its product is annotated as ADP-ribosylation factor-like. The transcript is spliced from 6 exons. Gene Ontology annotation, cellular component: cytoplasm. Gene Ontology annotation, molecular function: GTP binding; GTPase activity. The coding region runs from base 98 to 643 and encodes 181 amino acids. Gene Ontology annotation, biological process: intracellular protein transport; vesicle-mediated transport. The record is from RefSeq and is a predicted model, not a curated record. Lineage: Eukaryota; Viridiplantae; Streptophyta; Magnoliopsida; Brassicales; Cleomaceae.
UCCCUCCCUCUCUCUCUCUCUCUCUCUCUCUCUCUCUCUCGUUCUCCGACAGAUCCUUCUUUGGAGUUUCGUCGCAGGCUACUAAGAGAGCUGAACGAUGGGUCUCAGCUUCACAAAGUUGUUCAGUCGGCUUUUUGCCAAAAAAGAAAUGCGGAUUCUGAUGGUAGGUCUUGAUGCGGCUGGUAAAACCACAAUCCUAUACAAGCUGAAGCUCGGUGAAAUUGUCACCACCAUCCCAACCAUCGGGUUCAAUGUGGAGACUGUGGAGUACAAGAACAUCAGUUUCACUGUUUGGGAUGUGGGUGGUCAGGACAAGAUCCGUCCGCUGUGGAGGCACUAUUUCCAGAACACACAAGGUCUGAUAUUUGUGGUCGACAGCAAUGACAGGGACCGGAUUGUGGAGGCAAGGGAUGAGUUGCAUCGCAUGCUGAACGAGGAUGAGCUGAGGGAUGCAGUCCUGCUUGUGUUUGCAAACAAACAAGAUCUUCCAAACGCGAUGAACGCUGCAGAAAUAACCGACAAGCUCGGCCUUCACUCUCUCCGCCAACGCCACUGGUACAUACAGAGCACAUGCGCCACAUCCGGAGAAGGUCUAUACGAAGGCCUUGAUUGGCUCUCCAACAACAUUGCUAGCAAGGCAUGAAGCUGCAGUUGAAAGGCGGAUCCCAUGGUGUCUGUUAUUUUCUGAAUAAGACACUUAUGAAUAUCUCUCUCUCUCUCUCUCUCUCUCUCCAGACAAUACGAAGCAAAACCCCCAAUCGUAUAUUGAGUUGAAAAGUUACGGAUUGAA